AUGGUUCCAAUCUUUUCUUUUGGAAGGCAACCUUUUCUAGUUCCAAAGCAUGGAGACAAUGUAAAAAAAGCUGAUCUCGAAAUAAGAAAUUUGGAACAUAAAUUGAAGGGGAAAGAAGUGUUUAGCUUUUCUGUUAAACCUAAAGCUGGCACUAGAGUUGUACCUCAAGUAAGCAAUACCCCGGGCUACCGUUGGACGAAUAAAGCUAGUGAUGGAUCUAAGCAAAUGUUGUCAAAAGCUCAGCCUGGGAUAUCAGUGAAGCCAACCAUGAAAACUAUCAUUGGUAUUCCCAAAACUCAAAAGGCAUCAAAUAUUUGCCAAAGGGAAGAAAUCUGCUUUGUCCAAGAAGGCGGGUGAAACUAAGUAAGUUUUGGUUCUGCAAUGGUAUUUCUUGUUGGUUUUUCGUUAAUGAUUGACCCGCAGUGCAGUUUUACCAUAGUCAUACUUU
Messenger RNA from Erigeron canadensis, 448 nucleotides. RefSeq lists its product as uncharacterized. The record is from RefSeq and is a predicted model, not a curated record. The coding region runs from base 1 to 357 and encodes 118 amino acids. Lineage: Eukaryota; Viridiplantae; Streptophyta; Magnoliopsida; Asterales; Asteraceae. The transcript is spliced from 5 exons.